Cordyceps militaris CM01 is the source of this 1797-nucleotide messenger RNA. Its product is annotated as replication factor-A protein 1. Gene Ontology annotation, molecular function: DNA binding. Gene Ontology annotation, biological process: DNA repair; DNA replication; DNA recombination. The record is from RefSeq and is a predicted model, not a curated record. Gene Ontology annotation, cellular component: nucleus. The transcript is spliced from 4 exons. The coding region runs from base 1 to 1797 and encodes 598 amino acids. NCBI's taxonomy places the organism in Eukaryota, Fungi, Ascomycota, Sordariomycetes, Hypocreales, Cordycipitaceae.
AUGGACGCCGAAUCUGCGCUAUCCAAGGGGUCCUUGGACCUCAUCUUCAAUGAUCCCGACAAGGCCACCAAACAGUUCCCCAUCCCGACGAUGCAAUGUCUGCAAGUCAAGCAGAUGGCGCCCUCUGCUCAGGGCGGCGACAGAUACCGCCUCGUCAUGAGCGACGGCAAGCACUACGUCCAGACCAUGCUGGCCACCCAGGCCAAUCACGUAGUCCACGACGAGAAGCUGGUGCGCGGCUGCAUCGCCCGCGUCAAGCAGUACACACCCAACAACCUCAAGGGGAAGAACAUCCUCAUCAUUCUCGAUCUUGAAGUCAUUGAGAGCUACGGCAUCCUCGACAAGAUUGGCGAGCCCUCGGCCGUCGAGUCCAAGGCUGCCGAGACGACCAUUGCCGGCAACGACUUUUACGGUGUCAAAAAGGAAGAGAAGCCCACCCCUCAGCAACAAACGAUGCCCUCCCGACCAGCCAUGCACGCUGGAAACAAUAUUUACCCCAUCGAGGGCCUCUCGCCCUUUUCUCACAAGUGGACAAUCAAGGCCCGCGUCACAUCCAAGUCGGAAAUCAAGACAUGGCACAAGGCGACUGGCGAGGGCAAGCUGUUUAGCGUCAAUCUCCUCGACGAGAGUGGCGAGAUCAAGUGCACAGGCUUCAACGAUCAAUGCGACGCCUUUUACGAGCUUCUCCAGGAAGGCUCUGUUUACUACAUCUCCACACCCUGCCGCGUGAACCUCGCCAAGAAGCAAUUCUCCAACCUGCCCAACGACUACGAGCUGGCCUUUGAGCGCGACACGGUUAUUGAAAAGGCCGAGGACCAGACCAACGUGCCUCAGGUGCGCUUCAACUUUUCCACCAUCCAAGAGCUGCAGAGCGUCGAAAAGGACAACACGGUCGACAUCAUUGGCGUUCUCAAAGAGGCUGGCGAGAUUAGCGAGAUUGUAUCCAAAAAAACGGGCGCGCCUUACCAGAAGCGUGAACUCACCAUGGUUGACGACACGGGAUACUCGGUGCGCGUCACCAUCUGGGGCAAGACGGCUAGCUCUUUUGAUGCACAGCCCGAGUCUGUUGUCGCUUUCAAGGGUACCAAGGUCUCGGACUUUGGCGGCAAGAGUCUGAGCCUGCUCUCGUCUGGCACCAUUUCCGUGGACCCAGAUAUACCCGAUGCCCACCGCCUCAAGGGCUGGUACGAUUCCGCCGGCCGCAACGACAAUUUUACUACGCACCAGAACCUUGCCAGCGUCGGCGCUGCUGCGGGCCGCACCGACGAAAUCAAGACGAUUGCGCAGGUCAAGGAGGAGAACCUGGGUGUGGAUGACCAGGCCUACUACACGAUCAAGGCGACCAUUGUCUUUGUCAAGCAGGACAACUUUUGCUACCCCGCGUGCCUGUCGCAAGGCUGCAACAAAAAGGUCCAAGAUAUGGGUGACGGCACCUGGCGCUGCGAAAAGUGCAAUCUGUCGCAUGACAAGCCCGAGUACCGCUACGUCAUGAACUUCAACGUUGCCGACCACACCAGCCACCAGUGGCUCAGCUGCUUUGACGAGUCAGGCCGUGCGAUUGUCGGCAUGUCGGCGGACGAGCUGAUGGAUCUCAAGGAGAAUGACGAGGCCAAGUUUAUGGCGACCUUUGAGGCGGUCAACUGCAAGAAGCUGCAGUUUCGAUGCCGUGCCCGCAUGGACAACUAUGGCGAGGUGCAGAGAGUACGAUACCAGGUCAUGACGGCGUCGUUCCUCGACUUUAAGUCGGAGGGCGACAAGCUGGCGGAAAUGAUUAAGCAAUACGACAUGAAUAACUGA